CUCCGGUAGCGCCGCUCCCCUCCGCCGCCCAGCGUCCUGACUCUCUUCCCUCCUUUCCUUCAGAGGAUGUCCGCCUUCCAGAUCAACCUCAACCCGCUCAAGGAGCCGCUCGGCUUCAUCAAGAUCCUGGAGUGGUUUGCUUCCAUCUUUGCUUUUGCCACCUGUGGCGGGUUUAAGGGCAAAACCGAGAUUCUAGUGAGUUGUCCUUCUAAGGGUGUUGUGAACAAGACGGCUACAGCGGCGUUUGGAUACCCGUUCAGGUUGAACUGGGCGUCCUUCCACUCAGACUCCAGUGGCACCGUGUGUAAUGUGACGUGGGAAAACCACGUCCUCAUCGGUGACUACUCCUCCUCUGCGCAGUUCUACGCCACCUUUGCCGUCUUCGUGUUCCUCUACUGCAUGGCUGCCCUAGUGCUCUACGUGGGCUACACCAGCCUCUACCGGGAGAGCAGCAAGCUGCCCAUGAUUGACUUUAUUGUUACUCUUGUUGCCACAUUUCUGUGGCUGGUGAGUUCCUCGGCCUGGGCUAAAGCUCUUACAGAUAUUAAGAUAACUACCGGACAGAAUAUUAUUAAGGAGCUUGCUCCCUGUCAGCAGCCACAAGAACCCUUGUGUUACUUUGACUCUGUGACGAGUAUGGGAUCCCUGAAUGUGUCUGUGAUCUUUGGCUUUCUGAAUAUGAUACUUUGGGGAGGAAAUGCUUGGUUUGUGUACAAGGAGACCAGCUUACAUAGUCCAUCAAAUACGUCAGCUUCCCACAGCCAAGGAGGCAUCCCACCCCCUUCUGGAAUAUAACUAAAUACUGUAUGAAAUGUAUGCUAUCCUAUGCUUUGUUGCCAACAUCUUGAGAAGCAUUAUUGUUUCUAAUAAAAAGUAAUGGUUUUUUUCAGUAAAUUGGUGGGUUUAAGAUUUUGCUGCUUUUCUAUAUAAAAUGUGCCUUUUCUAGAAAUGUAAGAUGUAAAUGUAUUUGUACAUGUAAGUUUGAACAUUCAGGAACCUGUUAUGAGAUGAUACUUAUUUUUAAGUGAACAGUAA
Arvicola amphibius (Eurasian water vole) is the source of this 1035-nucleotide messenger RNA. RefSeq names its product synaptophysin-like protein 1. Gene Ontology annotation, cellular component: synaptic vesicle; synaptic vesicle membrane. The transcript has a single exon. Lineage: Eukaryota; Metazoa; Chordata; Mammalia; Rodentia; Cricetidae. The coding region runs from base 67 to 795 and encodes 242 amino acids. The record is from RefSeq and is a predicted model, not a curated record.